Molecule: messenger RNA, 1516 nt
Organism: Caenorhabditis elegans
Lineage: Eukaryota; Metazoa; Nematoda; Chromadorea; Rhabditida; Rhabditidae
Gene: rfgp-1
Product: ADP-ribosylation factor GTPase-activating protein 1
Exons: 10
Coding region: 1-1272 (423 amino acids)
Cellular component (GO): Golgi apparatus; cytoplasm
Molecular function (GO): GTPase activator activity
Source: RefSeq, marked reviewed
AUGGCAAGUCCACGGACCCGAAGAGUGCUGAAAGAACUUCGGCCGUGUGAUGAUAAUAACUUCUGUUUCGAAUGCGAAGCCAAUAAUCCUCAAUGGGUGUCCGUAUCGUAUGGAAUAUGGAUUUGUCUCGAAUGCUCGGGGAUUCACCGUAGUUUGGGCGUACAUUUGAGUUUCGUACGCUCUGUGACUAUGGACAAAUGGAAAGACAUUGAAUUAGCAAAAAUGAAGGCCGGAGGCAAUAGAAAGUUUGCCGAGUUCUUGCAGUCACAGCCAGAUUAUAAGGAGAAAUGGACGAUUCAAGAGAAAUAUAAUUCACGAGCUGCUGCUUUAUUUAGAGAUAAAGUAGCCUGUGAAGCUGAAGGCCGUGAAUGGUCACAAUCAACAUCUCCAGCAGCAAACUAUGUUCCACCAACACUUGGAGGAAUGUCUUCUCAAUCCAAACCAACUAAUAAGUCUUCAGGGAACUCGUCUCUUGGUUCUUAUUAUGGUGGAAAUUCAAGUUAUUCACAAUCCACAGGCGAUGGGGCAUAUUCUACCCAAGAUUCAAACAGCAAAUAUCAAGGAUUCGGAAAUACUGGAUAUGUACCGAAUCAGUCAAAUAGUGGAGAUGAUUUGCUUGCUGGAGCAAUGUCUGGUCUUUCAAUGGGCUGGUCUAUGCUUUCAAAAGGAGCUUCUCAAGCUGCAGCGAUGGCAAAAGACGUUGGAAUUCAAGCUCAGCAGAAAGCGUCACAGUUAAGCGAGAAUGUGUCUCAAAACAAUUCACUAUUUGGUGGUGUCGCGAACAAAGCAUCAGAAGUUGGAACUAAAUCCUGGGAUGGAUUAUCUUCAUUCGUAAAAUCACCUUCUCUCAAUGCCUUCUCUGGUAUUCUCGCUAAAACUGGUUACGAAGACUUUGGUGGUGGCGGAGGUGGAAUGUCCGGCUCAUCGUCGCAAAAUGAGUUCAACGACUGGCUAAAACAAUCUAAUUUGCCACGUGGAACAACUGAAGGUGGAGAUCAUUUGAGCAAUGAAGAAUUGAAACCAACGGAACCGGUAGAGACAAAAAAGAAAAAGGAGAGAAGUGUCAAGCCAGUGCAAAGCAAAGAAAAAGUAACCGCAGAAAAUGUAGAGGAUGAUGAUUCUUCUUCAACAAUUACUCAAUUCGAGUCUUCAUUCAACAAACCAAAGACAACAGCUCCACGUUUGGCUCCAGUAGCCGCCGCACCUCCAAAAAAGAAAGAAGAAAAAGCAAAAGGAUGGGAUGAUGAUGCAUGGGAUCUUCUCAAUCAAUAGGAAUUUUCUUUUUCAACAAACAAAUUCCCAAAUUUCUGUAUUUUCUGUCCCCUUUUCUCUUUUUUAAAUAACUUAUUUCUGUUUUUCCACUCUCUUUCUUUACCGAAAUUCCUUUCCUUUCUAGCCAUCAGAAAUGUUUCCUGUGAUUUAAUUUUUCUUUAAAAAUGUUUCUAGAAAAUACCGGCCAAUUGCCAAUUUAUCGUUUGGUGAGAUCACUUUUUGAAAUAAAAAUGCGAAAAACUCG